UAGGUAAUAAAUAAAUAUCAUUACAUCAAUUUACUUACAAAAUAUAUAAUUAGUUUUUCGACUAAAUCAUGUUUUUAAUUUCAUGGAUUUUAUCUGCAUUUUGCAUUGCAAUAGUAUUCAGUGCACAUAUAAAUGAAAACGACCCGAAUAACUCGUCUAAUAAUAAUAUAUGGGCUGUUCUCGUUGCUGGCUCUCACAGGUGGAUGCGGUAUCGACAUCAGUCCAACGUAUGUCAUGCUUACAAAAUACUAAGAGCAAAUGGCAUUCCAAAGAACCGUAUUAUUACAUUUAUGUUCGAUGAUAUUGCAUACAAUUCAGAAAAUCCCGAACCCGGUGUGAUUAGAAAUGAACCAAAUGGUACAAAUGUUUAUGAAGGUGUACCAAUUGAUUACACUGGUGAAGAUGUUAGAAAAGAUGUAUUCUUAGAUGUAAUUCAAGGACACGCGGCGAAUGUAAAACACAUUGGAAGUAAACGAGUGGUAUUGAGUACGAAUAAAGACAAUAUUUUCAUUUUCCAUACCGGUCUUGGUGGCCAUGAUGGAUAUGUUGAAUUCCCGGAUUCUGGCGAAGACACCGAUUUACACGGAGAAGAACUUGUAUCAACUUUUAAAAAAUUACACAACCGUAAUAGAUAUAAAAAUAUAUUGAUGUACUUAGAAUCGAGUCAUUCUGCUGCUAUGUUUGAUAAUCAUACACUUCCUCAUAAUAUAAACGUUUUGGCGAUUACCGCUGGUGGACCAGACGAAGAUACAUGGGGCACAUGGUGCGAAACAAACAUACAACCAUGUCUUGCCGGUUUGUUCUCAUAUGCUUGGAUGAAUUAUGCCGAAAACAAUCCUGACGGAUUAAGGAAAAGUCAAAGCGUGUUCGAUCAUUUCGACAAUGUCCGAGAUAUCGUAGCACACACGGCUAAAGAACACCCUCAACUCUACGGUGAUUGGAAUAUCGGAAAGUUACCGAUUAGUCAAUUCAUCGGUUACGAGAAUCGCAAUUCGUCGAGUUCAGAAACGGAAAUAAAACCCAUCAGUGGCGUUUCCAAGCACUAUACGUUCGACAAAGAUACGAUAAUUAAAGGUGAUAUGACUGCGGCAGAUGAACAUGUCCCUAUUGAGCAAAAGAAAAAUAUCAUGCAAGCAAUAUUAAAUAAUAUUGUCCAGUUAGUCAUUCCAAACGAACAUAUUAGGAACAUGAUUUUGAAACGAGAGCCAAUUGACAUGCGCCAAAAUCAAUGUUUCGAUGGCUUGUUAUCAUUGUUCGACGCCAAAUGUAUUAAUCCGCAGAAGGAUGACAAUGUGAGAAAUCAUCAAGAGAAAUUUAACAUGUUAGCAAAGUUAUGUGAUGUCGAUGUUAUGAGUAUUCAACAGAUGACGGCUGCCGAAGCCAUAGAAAAAAUAUGUACUUGAUUAGGUUUUAUUAUUUCUCAUAAUAAUAAACAUUAUUUCACUUAAUUUGAUUAUUACAAAUGUUUACUAUAGCAGUGACGCAAUAAAGUUAAAUUUUAAAGCGGUAAAUCGACGGACGUCAUAUUAUUGUUUUAAAUGCAUCAAUAAUACAACGUGCGAAUAGUAGCUUUUUAUAUUAUUCUAUGUUAUUUACUGUGCUCAUCAUUCUAAUAGUUUCAACCAAAAUUAUUGUUAUUAUGUUUCACCUUUUAUUAUCGCGAUUCUGUGUAUUAAAAAUAAAAUUAUAUACUUUGUUAUAUUAAUGAAAAUGUGUAUAUCGUUGUUAUUGAGCGAUACAAUUAUAUUAUGUAGCUAAAAUGAAUAUUUCAAACGUGUAGCUACUAGCUAUUAUUAUUAUUAUAAUUAUUAUACAGAAAGAAUAAUUGUUAUAAAUUAUUAAUAUUUUUAGUCGUCUAAUUAUAUAGAUUUAUAAUAUUAUGAUAUCAACGACCAACAUGGUGUAUUUAUUGUACAAUAAUUUUACAAUGGAUUAAUUGUACGACUAAUAAACAACUUAUAAUAUGUUUUGAAUGUUUUGAUUAUAGUUUACAAUGUAAAUUGUUACAUUUAUUAAUAUGACGUACAAUAAAAUAGUACAUAAUAUUAAAAGAUUAGUAUUAGAUAAAAUAAUUUACUUAAAUUAAUUUUGUAUUUUGUAGAAUAAUAUUUUUUAGGUAAUUUUAAUUACUAAAUUACGUACCUAUAACUUUUAAACUAUAAGAGUUAAGUUUUAUUAGAAUUGCUCAAUUCACGUUAAAAUAUAAAUCAAACUUAAGUAGACCUUUAUGUCUAUAUAACAGCCUAGUAUUACAGCUUACUCUCAAAUUGUAGCUACUUUUUUAUUUCCUUAAGCUACAAUCAGUUAUUAUAUUAUUAUUAUGGUUGUAAACAUCAUAAGUAGUAGAUACACCGUGGGCUUAGAAUCAAAAUGGGCUAUUUCAAAGUUUCGAAUUUCUCUCGGAUAUUUUGAACUGUUAUAUUACCUAUCUCUAUUCGUAAUGACUAUAAAUUAUAAUGAAUGAUUUUAAUGAUUGUAAAAUUCAAAAAUUGACAAAUUUA
Messenger RNA from Rhopalosiphum padi (bird cherry-oat aphid), 2501 nucleotides. RefSeq names its product hemoglobinase-like. Gene Ontology annotation, molecular function: cysteine-type endopeptidase activity. Gene Ontology annotation, biological process: vacuolar protein processing. The coding region runs from base 69 to 1403 and encodes 444 amino acids. NCBI's taxonomy places the organism in Eukaryota, Metazoa, Arthropoda, Insecta, Hemiptera, Aphididae. The record is from RefSeq and is a predicted model, not a curated record. The transcript is spliced from 10 exons.